Molecule: messenger RNA, 906 nt
Organism: Rhineura floridana
Lineage: Eukaryota; Metazoa; Chordata; Lepidosauria; Squamata; Rhineuridae
Product: olfactory receptor 14I1-like
Exons: 1
Coding region: 1-906 (301 amino acids)
Biological process (GO): G protein-coupled receptor signaling pathway
Cellular component (GO): membrane
Molecular function (GO): G protein-coupled receptor activity; odorant binding; olfactory receptor activity
Source: RefSeq, a predicted model, not a curated record
AUGAGCAAUUUUACUUCCGUGUCUACCUUUCUCCUGCAGGAAUUCUCGGACGUACGAGAACUACAGAUCUUAUACUUCUUUCUGUUUCUAGCAUUGUACUUGACAACCAUCACAGGAAAUCUUCUCAUCAUUGCUUCAGUAGCCCUUGACCAUCACCUUCAUACACCAAUGUACUUUUUCCUAACAAACUUGGCCAUGAUGGACAUUGGCACUAUUUCUGUCAUGAUACCCAAAUCUCUGACCAAUUUCAUUAUGAACAAUUGGUCAAUUUCUUAUUCUGGGUGUGUAGCUCAAGUUUUCUUCUAUAUCUUCUUUGCAGCAUCAGACCUUUCCCUUCUAACUGUAAUGGCGCAUGAUCGCUAUGUUGCCAUCUGCAACCCAUUACAAUAUGAGACAAUUAUGCACAGACAAGCCUGCCUUCAGAUGGCAGUCAUUGCAUGGAUUACUGGUCUUCUUUAUGCCAUAGUACAUACUUCUGGCACCUUUGCCAACACCUUUUGUUCUAAUGCUGUCAAUCAGUUCUUCUGUGAAAUCCCAAAGUUAUUGAAGCUUUCCUGUUCUGACUUCUAUUUAGUUGAAGUUGGGCUUCUUGUCGCAGGUUGUAGUAUAGUAACAGGUUGUUUCAUUUUCAUCAUCAUAACAUACAUGCAGAUAUUUUCUGCAGUGUUCAGAAUUCCCUCUAUUCAUGGUCAGAAAAAAGCCCUUUCCACUUGCCUUCCCCAUCUCACUGUUGUCUCCAUACUUAUUUUCAGUGGACUCUUUGCCUAUGCAAGGCCUCCUACUUAUUCUUUUGAUCUGGAUGUAGUUUUUGCUGUGAUAUAUACCACAGUUCCUCCUAUAUUCAAUCCAUUCGUCUAUAGCAUAAGAAACAAAGACAUCAAGAGUGCUUUGUGGAAAUUAUUCUAA